AUGAAAACAUUAUUUAGAGCAUUUGUAAAAAGUUUUUUAAUUGCUUGCUUUGGAGCUAUCUUAGUUGCAAUUGGUAGCCCUAUUGGAAAAUUAGCUAUAGCUGGAACAGCUCUAUUUGGAUGCCGUGUAAUAAAAGGGGAAUAAAAUACAAUUGAAGGAGCAAUCAAAGUAGCUGAAAAUAAAACAAACGAAAUGUACAUUUUGUAUAAUUAAACUAGUGAUAAGCCUUUAAAAUCACUAGAAUUUGUUUUUUCUGAGAAUAUUUAUGCCCACACACAUUUCAAGGCUUGCUUUAUUACUGCCCAUAAUUCUUGUUUGACAUACGAAAUAAUAUCAGAAUUUGAUGGUGUAAUAGCUUCUAGAAAUCAACAUAAUAAAAAUGUUUCAUUUGAACUUCAUCUCUUUUUGGUCAAAUAAGAAUACGAGGGAGUUUUUAAUUAAAACAAUAGCAAAAUUGGUUGGUAGAAGCGAGAUGGAUAAAGGCUGAAAAGCAUCGAGGAAAUAGAUGCUUAUGCAAUUAAGAUCUUCAAUGAAAAUAAGCUUUUCUAAGAGAGAUACAAUAGUCAUGCUUUUGUAAGAAUGCUGCUUGAUUUUGCAGCUGGAAAUUGA
Messenger RNA from Stylonychia lemnae, 609 nucleotides. The record is from the annotation of a GenBank genome assembly. Lineage: Eukaryota; Ciliophora; Spirotrichea; Sporadotrichida; Oxytrichidae.